AUGUUAUCAUUUUUAUCAUCAGCCGGGCUGUUUUGCCUUGUGAUUACGUCGUGGCUCGUGAUAGUCACGAUAUUGCGCGCCGUUUACAACCUCAUUUUCCAUCCACUGGCAAGAUACCCAGGCCCGCGACUGGCAGCUAUCACCCGACUGGUUCAUGUGUACCACUUCGUAAAUGGCGAUGCUGUCGGCUGGCUCGAUAAGCUCCACGCAGAAUACGGCGACGUUGUGCGCGUCGAGCCUGGCCGUCUCAGUUACAUCACACCUCAGGCUUGGAAGGACAUAUAUGGACAUGCGACGGCCACUCGUAAAGUUAACUCGAAAGAGAGGAAAAACAGCAAGAAUCUCUUCUCUAAUGGGAGUUACUCGAUCUCGUCAGCUCACGGUCCCGAGCACCAGCGCCUACGCAAAAUCUUCAGCAAUGCGUUCAGCGACCGCGCCAUCACGAAGCAAGAACCUAUGCUGGCGCUUUACGCACAGCAAAUGGUCGAUCUAGUUUGUCGGAAGAUCUCUAGCGAGAAAACCUCUCAUGGAGCUGCUGCCAUGGAUGCAGUCCAGCUCUUCAAUUUCGCCACGUUCGAUAUCAUGGCAGAUCUUGCAUUCGGCGAAGCACUUGGCUGCCUCGAGAACGGUGGAUCAAAUGCUUGGGUCGACGCUGUCCAGGUGAAUUUCAAGCGGAUGAUCGUCAAGGCAAGAUUGAGGCCUUACCCGGUAAUCUCAUAUUUGUGGCAUCUAUUCCAGCCGGAACAAGAUAAGAAGGCUGCUGCUGUGCACGUUCAGAGCUCGCAUGAGCGUGUCACGAAGAGGUUGGCCAAGGGCGCUGAUGCCAGGAACGACAUCUGGGGGCUCGUUCUCAAGGCCGAGGGUCCAAACGCGCUGACUCGUACUGAAAUGAACAACAACGCCAACAACUUCAUGAUAGUUGGCACUGAGACAUCAGCGACAGCGCUGAGCGCUCUCACAUAUCUUUUGCUGAAGUCUCCGAGAAAGCUUGAACGACUAGUUAGAGAAGUGAGAUCGGUUGGCGACUCGAACCAGCUGAAAGGCGAUGUUCUCAAAGACUUGCCGUAUCUUCAGGCGUGCCUCACUGAAUGCCUCAGAUUACACCCUCCUGUCCCGACGGGUGGUAUGCGUGUCAUUGGUGAAGGGGGCAACACCAUCCUCGGUCAUCUUCUCCCCGAAGACACUAAAAUGUCGAUCGCGACCUGGACCGCCUUCCGUAUCCCUCGGUACUGGAAAGAUGGCAACGAGUUCAUCCCCGAAAGAUGGAUUCCAGGUGAGCAUGGGUACGAUGAGUACCACACAUACGACCAACAUAGUGUGUUCCAGGUAUUUGGGACCGGUCCGCGCGCUUGUAUUGGCAAGAAGUAA
Messenger RNA from Colletotrichum paranaense, 1368 nucleotides. Its product is annotated as averantin oxidoreductase. The coding region runs from base 1 to 1368 and encodes 455 amino acids. Lineage: Eukaryota; Fungi; Ascomycota; Sordariomycetes; Glomerellales; Glomerellaceae. Gene Ontology annotation, molecular function: oxidoreductase activity, acting on paired donors, with incorporation or reduction of molecular oxygen; monooxygenase activity; iron ion binding. The transcript is spliced from 4 exons. The record is from RefSeq and is a predicted model, not a curated record.